Micropterus salmoides (largemouth bass) is the source of this 3510-nucleotide messenger RNA. It is a transcript of the gene vwa2, whose product is annotated as von Willebrand factor A domain containing 2. The coding region runs from base 527 to 2908 and encodes 793 amino acids. Lineage: Eukaryota; Metazoa; Chordata; Actinopteri; Centrarchiformes; Centrarchidae. Gene Ontology annotation, molecular function: calcium ion binding. The record is from RefSeq and is a predicted model, not a curated record. The transcript is spliced from 14 exons.
GCUUAAGGAAAAUUGAAGGCCAAAUAUGUAAAAUAAAAAUAUACACUAUAAAUACUAUAGAAAAUGAAAAUGGGUGUAUAUGUAUUUACCUAUAUACACGUAAAAUUUAUAUUUGCAAAAAGAUAGAUGAUAGAAUGAGAGUAAUGGAUGAAUUAAAGGUACCUCUCUGUCGGAGUAUUAUGGCAGCACGCCUUAUAUAGUGUGAAUUAAUUUUCUAGAGAAGAAGGGAAAAAGUGUUUACGAGAAUACCAAUGGGAACAGUUUGCACUGCGCCUUGGUCCCUCCCUGUCUCCGUACUCGCCCUGUGGCGCCCACAAUGAGGAGGACGAAUUAGACCCUACCGGUGCAGGUACAUCAGAGGUGGGCAUGGCGAGUAGGUGUGGUCGCUACUCUCCUUCUGUCCGUAGCAGAAAGCACCAGUAGAUCACCCUCAGUGCGGAAAUAAAGAGGUGUGGGGAGCCGGUGCGGACAGCUUUGAAAUUCCUGAAUUUGCAGCACUGAACAGCACAAGGUGUAGGCUACCGACAUGCACCCUGAUAUCCAUCUCUCCCUCCUCUUCACACUGCUGCUUUUUCAAGUUCAGCAGGGCACCUCAGUGAUGGAGAUACAAACCAGCCAUGAGAACAUCAUAAAGAUCAAUUCAGCGGGAGAAAUGAUGCAGUGCUCAACAGCCAUGGAUGUCCUCUUUCUCAUGGAUGGAUCUUACAGCGUGGGGAAAGGCAGCUUUGAGAGGUCCAAACACUACGCAGUCAAACUCUGUCAAGCACUAGACAUUGGGCCAGACAAGGUACGAGUCGGCUUGAUUCAGUUUGGUUCUGCUCCCCGGCUGGAGUUCGCCCUGGACUCAUACACCACCAAACAAGAGCUGAAGAAGCACAUUAAGAAGAUUUCUUACAGGGGAGGCGGCACCCAGACAGGCCUGGCUCUAAAAUACGUGCUGAGGAAGGGUUUUCCAGGCGGCCGUAACUCCUCCACGGCGGCCCGGAUCACCGUCCUCUUAUCAGAUGGGAGGUCUCAGGGGAACGCGGUGCAGGCAGCUGCACAGCUCAAAGAGACAGGCGUGGUCUUGUUCGCCGUGGGCCUUCGCUACCCCAGGUGGGAAGAGCUACAUGCUUUGGCCAGUGAGCCGAUGGAGAGCCACGUCUUUUUCGCCGAGCAUUUCCAUGAUGCUGUCAAUGGGCUGUACACCACACUGACCGCCUUCUCUGUCUGCAGUGCCACACCUGCAGGCUGUCAGGUGGAGUUGUUUCCCUGUGAGAGGAAGACACUGGAGACAGUGAAAGAGUUGCAGGGGAAUUUCAUGUGUUGGAAAGGCUCCAAGGGUUAUUCCCCAUACACGUCUCUCUGUCCAUUCUACAGGUACAACAAAGUGUACAAGAGACACCAGACAGUCUGCCAUCGGACUAUCUGUCCAGAUCCCUGUGACUCUCAGCCCUGCCUGAAUGGUGGAACAUGUGUAUCAGAAGGUCCAAAGGGUUACCACUGCGUAUGUCCACCUGGCUAUGGAGGAGACCCACACUGUGCUCCUGCAUUAUCACUGGACUGCUCUGUAGACUUGCUGUUCCUGGUGGAGGGCUCUUCCACGCUCACAUUGGAAGGCUUCCUCCGCCUCAAGUCCUUCUUAAAGCGCUUCCUGCAGACUGUGAUCGGGUCGGACAGCCCCAGUAAAGUUGGCCUGGCGGUUUUUGGCGCAGAGGCAAGAGUCGUGGCCCAGGUGGGGAAGUUCAAAAGGGACCUCAGAGGUCUGCUUAAGGCUGUGGAGGCACUUCAACCAAUCGGCGGCGAGACCCAGACAGGCCAGGCACUUCGUUACGUUACACGUCACGGCUUCGUGAGCGCGCCAGUCUAUGCAGACGUGUCGGACGAUCUGCCCCGUGUGGUGGUACUGCUCACUGCCACUCCCGCUGUUGACGAAGUGGUAGAGCCGUCUAAAUAUGCACGCGACAGAGAGAUCUUCUUGAUAGGAGUGGGACCAGACUACUUAAAGGGACAACUGAAUAAUAUCACAGGAAAUCCCCAGAGGACUAUCACCUACUCAUCACCUGAGUUCAGUGCCAAGAUCCCUGAACUCAGGGCUAAGAUUUGCAGUGUGGAUACACAAGGUUGUCUUGGCCAAGCGGUAGACCUGGUGUUUGCCCUGGAUGCCUCAGGUGGUGUCAGCCUUGAUAACUUUGACACCCUGCGCGACUUUGUGCGCAGCCUCACCGUCCAGUUCGACAUCAACCGUGAUGUGGCUCAAGUGGCACUUGUGACCUAUGGUCGGAGAGCCACCAGCGUCUUCAACCUGGACACCCAUGAGACCGGCUCUGCCAUCCUCAAGGCUGUAGGUGAUGCCAGCUACGUAGGUGGAGUGGCUUCUACAGGCACAGCUUUACUUCAUAUCCACUCCAACGUCCUGACAGUGGCCAAAGGGGCACGGCCCGGAGUCAAUAAGGCUGUGGUGGUGGUGACGGAUGGUUCAGGCGGGGACGACGCUGGUGUCCCAGCUCGAAAGAUAAGAGAAAAUGGAGUCUCACUGUUUGUGAUCGGUAUCGGGGAUGUACAGAGAGAGAGGCUGCUGCAGAUUGCUGGUUCAGAGGAGCACAUGAUCUCUGUGCCGUCUUAUGAGGAUCUCAAGUACUUUGAGGAUGUGCUGGUGCAGAUGCUGUGCUCAGAGGCUAAAAUGCCAGUAAACCUGUGCAAGCCCAACCCGUGUAUGAAUGAUGGGAUCUGCAUCGUGUCCGGAGGGAGCUUCCGUUGUCGGUGCCAAGGCUAUGAAGGACCACACUGUGAAACAAGAAGCAGCAGACCUUCAUCCAGAGGAGAUCUUCCGAGGCCUAGUGGUCUCAGGAAGAACAGCAGGCAGAAGAAGAGCCACCAGGAGCUCUUGCAUCACUACAAACUUCACCGCAGGAGACAUGCUGCCUGAUACAUUAACCCCAUAGAAACAUGUCACUUAUGGACACCAAGGGUGUUUGUGGGUACACAGUGGAGUAAAAGGGAAAACUAAUAUUACUGUUUCAAUAUUUAAACUUGCACUCGAACUUCAACAAGUGCCUUCCAACUCUAUAUAUUUCUACCGCAGUGUUUUUGUUUUUCUUGAAUUUGUCAGCCAUCACUGUACUCACUGUUGUGCAGCGUCAACAUGGUUCUCUUGUCAAUUCAAAAAUGUAAACUUUUAUGUUAUAUUAUAGUGUGUAUAUAUCAGUGUCAUAAUUUUAUUUUAUUUUUUAAUGUAUAAUCACCACAACCUGCUUUCCUCCUUCCAACCAAGACUGAAACAUGAAAUUUGUGCCAAAGAACACUUUUUAUAGCAAGUGCCAAAUAUAAUAUUUGGACAUUCUUCUUUACAAAAACUGCUUUUUUUUAGAUGUUAAAAUGGUGUUUGUUAAACAUAAACAUGUGUGUAUUUCCUUAUAUAGUUAAAACACUCAGGAAAAAACGUAUAAUGCAGCAAAUUGCAUAAUGUAUGAUUUAUCAAUUCUGCUUUAGUAAAAAGUGUCCAUAUUAAACAGUAGAAUAAUUCCACUU